CGCAGCUCAAAUUCUGGAGGACCCACAAUGACUUCAGCCCGGGGAGGCAUCCUCAAUGAGAAGGAGCCUGAGCUUAACCACAUCCCACUCACUCACCACGAUCUCUCGUACCCCGGGUGAACUCUCAGAUUUCACCAUAGUACCAACACAAAGUCUCACUUUGGUUUCCUAAAUUCAAUAAUUUUUAACCACGCAUUAUCUUCGGCUUUGUCCUUCAAGUCUUACCACCGACUCUACCUUCCCGUUCACCAUCACGAAUCAACAAGAUGAACGCGCCUGAUCGUUUCGAGCUCUUCCUGCUCGGUGAUGGCGAGAAGAAGAUCGAGGAGAAGGUCUUCUCCGGAAUGUCCAACACCUCGGACUUCGUCAUCAAGAAGGAGGACCACACCCUCGGCAACCUCUUGUCUGAGCACCUCAAGAUGCAUAAGCACGUCCUGAUGGCGGGUUACAAGAUCGCGCAUCCAAACGUCCCCGAGAUGUUCAUCCGAGUCCAGACAGACGGCUCGAUCACCGCCAAGGAGGCCUUGGUAGAAGUCAUUAAGAAGCUCAUGCAGGACUUGUCGCACCUCAGUCGCGAGUUCACUCGAGAGUUCGAGCUUCGUCGCAUGGUCGAGGCCGGCCGUUCGAAUCAGCAGGGCCAGUAAGCUGGACGUACUUGAGACGAUGGGUUACAUCUCGCGUGGGAUUUUUCCUCUAGGCGUUAGGCGGAUAAGGUCAUUAGGGAAUAACGGUCUGAUACCGAAGUUUGGCAUGGGGAAUCGUCAUAUUGGUUUUCGCGUUCUGGGCUGAGAAAGGGCCUCGGAUUAGAAAAGUUGAUCAUUGUGCA
Messenger RNA from Colletotrichum godetiae, 826 nucleotides. Its product is annotated as DNA-directed RNA polymerase. NCBI's taxonomy places the organism in Eukaryota, Fungi, Ascomycota, Sordariomycetes, Glomerellales, Glomerellaceae. Bases 267 to 644 code for a protein of 125 amino acids. The transcript is spliced from 5 exons. Gene Ontology annotation, molecular function: DNA binding; protein dimerization activity. Gene Ontology annotation, cellular component: RNA polymerase II, core complex. Gene Ontology annotation, biological process: transcription by RNA polymerase II. The record is from RefSeq and is a predicted model, not a curated record.